AUGGUACCAUUUUCAUACCUUAGACGCGCAAAAGGUUCGGGUGUGUUGAGGCGGUUGCUGGAACUGGACGACAGCGUGCUGCCGCAGACCAUCAAGUUUGUGGCUGCAAAGGCGCUUAAAGACCGCAACAUCCCGCCUCAGGCGGUACACAGCCACCUUUCCGGCGGCACCAGUGCCAAGUGUGCGGCACGCGAGCCCGCAGCACGCGACUACGGCCGCGACGUCGCCGCGUUAAUCCAGGAGAAGGUCGCACACACCAGCGCCGAACAAUGGACGCCCAGCGCCAUCAUAACCGUCGUCUACUACCUCUCCGAGUCAGGUGUGCGUCUGGAAGCCGCGACCAGGGAGCUGUUCGUGAGGAAGGUGGCCGACGCUGAGAAUCUCAACAUCAUCGACCUCUGGCAGGCGCUCACUGCCGCCAGCAGGUCACGCCUGGACAUCCCAGUCGGCCGGCUCAAGCGGCACCUGGAAUCCAACGCAGAAACUCUGCUUCGUCCGUCGAGAUGCAGGAACGUGUACUCGGCGUUAAGGGCGUUCUCUACAUGCGGGGAGGCGCUCGACCCCCUGACGCUGCAGCAGAUAGCGUCGCAUUACCUCAAUAAAAUGAGCGCCGCCGUUGAUUUCAAGGACGCCUCUAACUUCGCCAAUGCGCUGGCUGCGCAAGCCAGCAUACUGUGGGCGCGACGCAAGAAUGAAAGCAUGGAUGGCGGAGGGAGGGCAGCUCACGUUGGCGCCGCACUGGCUGACGCAAUAGACGGGGUCAUUGAUCACACUCUAAUGCGCGCGAAUGACAGCGAUGCUGAUGUAGAGGGAAUCGCGGAUACUUUUGACGCCGUCGUUCAGACGAUGCAGUGGACGAAAUUCAGUGACGAGACGUACGCCCGCCGGGUAGCGCAAAUGCAGCAUCUGGUAUCCGGCAUCAACAGCCGCAUCGGCGCAGUGGGCGUUUCAGCUGUCGCCAGUUCCGGUCAUGAGUCGCGUGGUAAUCCAAAAGCGGCGCAGAGAGCGGAACCCAGGGUACUGCGGGUGGUGCUGAGGUGCCUGGUACGAGCUGGAAUCCACCACCCGGAGCUGAUCGACAAAGUCUUGCACUUGUAUCGCACACAACCGCAAUCGUGGAGCGCACACGGGACGGCGGAGGUGCUCAGCUGCGCAGCCUUCUUCGGGCUGCGAGACACGGCAGUGGGAGACGUAGCAGAGCACGUCAGCGACCAUUGCCUAAGGAAUCUUCUGCGACACGUACCUCCAUCGCGGAUUCUGGUGGAUGCGUGCGUUUCCGCGGCCCAGGCUGUCGACGAAAGCUGUCGCGUACGACUUCACCGACUGGCGGCCAAGGCCCUGGCUCACGUGGAUUCCAUCGAUGAGCGCGACCUUGCGCUAGCCAUGCUGACUCUACAGCUCUCCCCCGGCGCUUUUGAGAGUAUGCCGCUCAGCACGAUCGGCCAAGUCGCCAAACGGCUACGACGCCGUGCCGUCGCUAUACGAGUACACACGUGCACACCAAAAGCGCCGACAUUCGAGGCGGCGGAAAGCGCUAGUGCAAUCUUCCACGCGCAGUUCAGCGAGACAUGCGAAAUUAACCUUGAAUAG
Molecule: messenger RNA, 1590 nt
Organism: Babesia bigemina
Lineage: Eukaryota; Apicomplexa; Aconoidasida; Piroplasmida; Babesiidae
Exons: 2
Coding region: 1-1590 (529 amino acids)
Source: RefSeq, a predicted model, not a curated record